Messenger RNA from Hippocampus comes (tiger tail seahorse), 5120 nucleotides. It is a transcript of the gene slc22a23a, whose product is annotated as solute carrier family 22 member 23. Bases 703 to 3363 code for a protein of 886 amino acids. Lineage: Eukaryota; Metazoa; Chordata; Actinopteri; Syngnathiformes; Syngnathidae. Gene Ontology annotation, biological process: transmembrane transport. The record is from RefSeq and is a predicted model, not a curated record. The transcript is spliced from 10 exons. Gene Ontology annotation, cellular component: membrane. Gene Ontology annotation, molecular function: transmembrane transporter activity.
GGCGUCAAUUACACACGAAUUGUCGCUAUUCGCGGGUAGGCCCGGGCCCUAUGUCACGCGAUAACGGGGGUUCACUGUAUGUUGAAACAAAAUUAGCAUAAUAUACGGAAACGGAACGCAAAUGGCCCCCCUCCCCAUCCUCCAAAAACACCAGCUUUUGUCGACGUGUUUUAAAUAUUAAAUUGUCAUUAUUUUGAUUAUAUUUGAUUACCACGAAUACGCAUAUUAAUGUAACAAAUGAUUUUGGUUGUUUGAUUGGAGAUGACGUCCCUUGCCUGGAGCCAUGUUAGGUGAGUCCGCGUUUGCACGGGGCUUCAUGCUCAGCUCAGGUGUGUUACCAGCCUUUAACUUCCGGGAGCACGCCAGCACCGACACAAUAAACCGGACGACGGGGAGGAAAGUCGUCAUAUAGUUGGUGGACCGCUGCGUGCGCGUCGGCCAUACACAGUAGUGGCACAAGAAGAAGUGUUUGCCUACAACAGAAGAGUCUUACUUCCAGUCCAUUCGGUGUGGCUACCCCCCUGGAACUGAGCGCAUUGACGUAAUGUGGAGUCGACAGGGUGGGGGGAGUUGAGGAGGAGGAGGCGGAGGAGGAGGAGGAGGCGGAGGUGGUGUUCGUAGUGGUGGUGUUGGAGGGGGGCGCGCGCUGCAACCCCUCCUUCCCGAACGCAAACCGAGGAGGCAUCUACCGGCGGAAGCGCGAUGGCCGACACCGACGACCAUCAACCGGAGAACGGCUUCGUGUCCCCCGAGAGCACGUCGUCGUCACCCGGUCCGCUGACGCGCAUCGACUGUGCCGUCCUCCCGUUUCUUGGCGGCUUCGGGAAGUACCAGAAACAGCUGAUCCUGCUCACAUGGAUCCCGGCGCUCUUCAUCGGAUUCAGCCAGCACUCGGACAAUUUCCUACUCGCCCAGCCCAACAACACAUGCAUCCAGCCCUUGGCGAACACCACUGCUUCCACCACCGCCACUACGACUGCCGCUGGAAACGUGACGUGGGCCCGCUCCUGGACGUCGGGUGGCCCCCAGAACGCGAGCGGGCUGGCUGCUGGCGUCCACAACGACACGGGCGACGACACGCAGUGCCUGUGCAACGCGUGGACCUUUGAGCUGCACACCGGCCUUGUGCAGAACGUUGUCACGAAGUGGAGUCUGGUGUGUAACUCGGCAUGGAAAGUCCACAUUGCAAAAUUCUCACUCUUGGUCGGGUCCAUCUUUGGAUACCUGGUGUUCGGAAUCCUCGCAGACUGGUUUGGCCGUCACCCAGUGCUGAUCAUAUCUGUGCUGUUUAUGCUGGUGUUCGGCCUCACUGUGGCCUUUUCAGUCAACGUUCCCAUGUUCAGCACGCUGCGAUUCUUCGAAGGCUUUUGCCUGUCUGGCAUCACACUGUCACUCUACGUCCUACGGAUCGAGCUGUGCCUGCCAGGUUGGCGCUUCUCCAUGACCAUGGUGGCCAGUUUCGUCAUGCUGGGCGGCCAGUUGCUGAUGCCAGGUGUGGCUUACCUGUGCCGUGAUUGGCAGGUGCUCCAGGCCGUCAUCAUCUGCCCCCUGCUGCUUAUGCUGUCCUACAUCUGGAUCUUCCCUGAGUCACUGCGUUGGCUGCUGGCCACGCAGCAGUAUUGCCGCUCCAAGUGGAUCAUGGGACACAUCGCGAAGAAGAACUGCGUCAACAUGCAGCAGGACCCGGACAACAUCCUCGCAGAAUUGCAGAGAGCUCUUCAACGCAAGCCCAAAAAGACGUGCAUCGUGAAAAUGGCCCGAACGAGGAACCUGUGGAAGAAUAUUGUUGUGCUCUGCGUCAACUCGCUAACAGGCUACGGGAUCCACCACUGCUUCGCCCGCAGCAUGAUGGACCCGGAGGCCCAGGAAACCACCAUGUUUCACGACUUCUACGCCGACUAUUACACCAUGGCGGGCAUCGCGGUGGCGUCCUGCCUGGCGCUGUGCCCGGCGGUGGGCCUGAUGGGUCGACGCGGUGGUCUCCUCAUGUUCAUGAUCAUCACCGCCUUGGCAUCGUUACUGCAGCUCGGCCUGCCCAACUUGCUCGGAAAAUACAGCACCCAUCUCAAUAUCGAUAGCUCAGGCACUCUCAAGAAGAAUUUCUCCAUCGCCUUCUCCAUCAUCGGGAUGUUCUCGUCCCAUGCCGUCAGCAACCUGAGCAUCUUCUUCUGUGCUGAGAUCACACCCACCGUUAUCAGGGGCGGCGGCCUGGGCCUGGUCCUGGCUAGCGCCGGCUUUGGCAUGCUGACGGCGCCCAUCAUGGAGCUGCACAACCAGAAGGGCUACUUCCUGCACCACAUCAUCUUCGCCUGCUGCACGCUCAUCUGCAUCAUCUGCAUUCUGCUGCUGCCGGAGACCCGCUACCACCCGCUGCCCGAGACGCUGGCCGAGGGCGAGAGCUACACGCGCCAGCCUCUGCUGCCUCCGCGCAAGCCCGGCGAGCAACGCCUCCUGCUGGCGCCCUCCGAGAGUGCCCGGGAUUACACACGCGUGCACGAUACGCCCCUGCAUGAGGCGGCUGCCACCGCCGUCUCCACCAUGGACUCCGCCGCCUCGUCCGCCAUCGACUUGACUGCCCUCGCCAAGCCCGAGCGGCCCGAUGAUGACGACGGAGCGUGCGCGGCGCUGACUGAAGAUGACAUCAAACAUGCUAGCGAAGAGCGCCUCCUGUCUUCUACGCCUGUGCACUCGCACCCCCUGUUGUCGGACGAGGACAAGCCUUCAGAGGUGGUCCUUGCCUCGAUCGAGCCCCUCGCUCACGCCGUUGUCCUCCAAAUGGACGACACUCUGCAUCCGUCCCCUACGCAGGAAGCUCUUUCGGACCCGGCCUCCGAGGAGCCCCCGCCGGAAUCCCCCGAGCAUCUGGACGCGGACCUUCCGUCCAAGGAAUUGGGUCCACCGUCGACAGAGUACGCUGACGCUGACCCGCCGUUGCCGGCGCCCUCUCCCUUGAAUUCUGCCUCUUUCUGCUCAGACACAGACAUCCUCUUGGGAAUAGAGGACGAAUCAACAUCGCCGUCACCUCCGCCGGACCCCCCUUGUGGCGAUGAUCUUUCUCCCCCUCCUUCCCCCAUUCCAGACUCUGUUUUGCCCCCGUCAAGCCAUACGCCACCGCCCCGAUCCCCUUCCACGUCUCCUCCCCUCACCAUUCCCCCUAUCAUAGAACCUGCCGCUGCCGCGGUGACCUCAGUGACUGAUCAUCCUUUACGGGAAUCCGUAGACUCAGACUCCGAUUCCAACCCUUCAGGAGCGUCUCCCCCCUCUCUACUGGUCUGUACAGUUUCCUCCCCUAUCGACUCUGGCGUGCUGUCAAUCAGCGCCAGCACAGAAAACAACGUCCUCACCGGCGUGGCGUCAUCAUGAUGAUGAUGAUGCAGCAAAUAAAUCCCCUCGCAUUUACAAAGAAGACCGUCCCAGCCUGGAGUUGGGGUGGUCUUUAAACAUAAUCCCUUUCCUUUUCCUGCACAAGAGACUGCUUUAUGACAGCGCUGUUUUGUUUUGUUUUGUUUUUUUAAAGGUCAGUUAACUGGAAAAAAGACAAAAAAAUCACCAGCCUUUGAACUGCAUCGAUGGAUUUAAAAAAAAAAAAAAAAAAAACGACUUUUCAAGAAUCAAUCAGAAAGAAGCGACAGAACGUGAUGGCAAAUGCUGCUGAGAAAUGCACACGACUAAAUGUUUGUCAGACGUGCAGUGCUGAACACGUUUUAUAAGGCCACAUUCCCCGAAAGUAGUUUCUUCAGCUUCAGUGAGGCCAGGUGAAGAAUCGGGCAGCAGACCACCAAAAACACGUAAAAAAAAAAAAAAAGCCCACUGGCCUCCAUAAUCACUGGCACGCCUGCUUAGGAUGUGUUCUUGAACUUCUCAUAAUUACUUUUUUUUUUCUCUGCAGAUUUUCAAUGGGGUUGAGGUCUGGGGAUAAAGCUGGCCAUGGGAGGAGCUUGAUCCUCUGUCUGGCCAACCGCUUGUAUCAUUUUCAGUAUACGAGUAUGCUUCUGCAAAAAAAAUGGAAUUCAUUUGAAGGCUUUCGACACAUCUUAACCAAGAGUGCCAGUAAUAAUGGCGGGUACUGUAUAUGCAGUGAAACCCGCAAAUAACAAAAAUACCCGCAUAAUUGACAUCUUCCUUGAAGUGGUUUAUCAUCCGUUAAUGCCCCAAAAUGGCGCCGAAGCACUAUUCCCCCUCAUUGUAGUCAAUGAUGAAUAAUUUUCAGAACAUUUGAGUUUUUUGGUGGUCCUUCCUAUAUCAUCCGUGACAGAAAGUGAAGCAGCGGUUUUGGUCAUGACUGAAGCUGUUCAUUUUGGAUUUCUUAUGCACUGUAUGGAAAAUAAGACUUGUUUUGGGGCCGUGUACCCAAGUAAACAAUCACAAGAAACAGCACAAAAUAACCCCCACGCCUGUAAAAACCAAAAUGAAAAUGUUCAAAUGGUGCCAAAAAUUAGUAUUGCAUGUUUUGGGGGGCUUGUUUGGUACGGCCUCCCCCCCAGCCCCCACCCCCACCCCUGCCAUAGACUGAAUGUGGAUGGCGGGAAUCAGAUCAAAGGAGGCGAUCGGAAUGUCUUUCAUUGGAAGGAGCUGCAUACAAAGGUGCGUUGGGUAAAAAUGUUGUCAUUUUGUAUUGAUAUUGUCAAUAAGUGCAUAAUUCCGUGUGCGUGCGUGUGUGUGUAAACCAAAUUGAAAACUAUGAUUGACCUGAUCAAUGUACAAAGCUCUUCAUCCUUGCAAUAUUGGUGACGCCUCACACCGGACGCAAAAGAGUCGGCAAAGACAAAAGGCAUUUUUUAUUUGAUUUUUUUUUUUUUUAAUGAAUGCUUUGAGUGCGGGAUUUUUUUUCCCCUUUACACCCACGGACAACUAAACUGCUUUAUGAAAGACUUGACUCUUCCGUUGAUACUUGACAGUCUUGCAGAGAAGUUUACAACCAUAAAGCAAACUAAGGGUCAUUACUGUAAAAAAAAAAAAAAAAAACUCCAAAGCCAGACAAAUAUGUUUCUUUCUUUAGUUUUGUUUUGGUUUGUUUUAAAAAUGUGACUCAUUGUCUCGCAUGGAAUUUGCCCAGGGAGGAACAGAAAGCGGCACACUCGAAAGUUCUCGUGGUGCGUUUUUAUUAAAACAUGCACAAC